Rattus norvegicus (Norway rat) is the source of this 2825-nucleotide messenger RNA. The record is from RefSeq and is a predicted model, not a curated record. Lineage: Eukaryota; Metazoa; Chordata; Mammalia; Rodentia; Muridae.
UCUUCUGAUGUGUCUGAAGACAACGGGAUCUUAGAGGUGCUGGGUCAAUAGAGACAGCAAAAUACCUGAAGCCAGGGAUUGCAUGAGCAGGCUGUAAAUGAUGGGGCAAUGCAGGGCAAGGGAUAGGGGUCUAUGCUGUGCAGAAGCCUCAGAGGCUCAUUUUCUUCUUUGUACAUCCUGUCUCUGAGGCACAAUGAAGUCAUGUUUCCUCAGAUGCACAUCAAGACCACCGUCACUGCCCUGGUCUCUGGUCCAAUCCAUCACAUUAUGACCAGAUUUCUCCUUACCUUUGCCUGCCUACAGCCUCCUAGGUUUUUCUAACACAGCAGUGCUGUUUUGGCUGUACAAUAAAACUAGAAUUCUCAGAGUCCCUAGUCUGCAUCCCAAGCACGGAAAUAUAAUUGGUAGCAUGUAAGACCCAGGCACAAGUGGUGGGCUGUUUUGGGCUUUGUUUCUUUAAUAUCUCCCCUAGUGACCCAGGUCACUCCCAAGCUGACCGGGAACCCAUGAUCCACCCCAUCUGCCCAGAUACUUUGCUUUCUUCUUUUGAGAAAGGGAGUCUUUUAAGAAAGCCCCCCAAUUGUAGCCCUGAAUUGGUCUGGAACUAUGUAGAACAGACUGACCUCAUACUUGUAAUUAUUCUCCUGCCUCUCCUUUCCCAAAUGCUGGGAUUCCAAGCUUUGCCACCAUGCAGAGGAAUGGAGGGGCCUGUUCUGUUCAAGUGUUUUUCCCUGAGCCUUACCUCAUGCACAUUCAUUACUGAUACCGUUUGAAAGCCUGUCACGCGUGUAAUGGGCGCGCCUGAACUGAGAGGUGACUGAGUGGGUCAACGCUGUGACAGGGAGAGAACACAGCGAGGUCGCCCUGAGAUAGAAGACUGCCAAGCCAACUCUGGAAGGCAAUGAGGGAGUGUGAAUAGUGUUCCGCUGCGUCAGCGAGGCCCGACCCGCCCUUGGGAGGAGGAUCCCGGGGUCCGGAGCAGCCACGCGGUGGGGAGGCAGAACCGCCACCCGCUGAAAAGGCGAGGGUCUUGUUGCUGGGGAUAGGGCCGCAAUCACCCUCCGACAGCCCAGGUCUCCACGCCUCUGCAGUCGGAGCGGAAGGGGCGGGACCAGGGCGAACGAGGCGCACAAGGUCCAAGGUGCCUCCCAAGAGACCCUGGGCCGGUGCUGGGCGCAGCUGCCUCUUCGCCUCUGCUUGUCCGUCUUUGUUUCUGUGCCUGUCUGGCUGUUCCCAAGCUUGUCCCCACUCCAGAACUAAGCCUCCCCUACGCCGACAGCCCAAGACACCCUUCCCCUUUCCCAUGGCAGGCUACUUGCCCCCCAAAGGUUAUGCCCCUUCGCCCCCACCUCCCUACCCCGUGCCAGCUGGGUAUCCAGAGGCGGCGGCGCUGCAUCCUGGACCCGGACAGGCUCCAGUGCCCACCCAGGGGCCUGCCCCUGCGCCUGGCUUCUCUCUCUUCCCCUCGCCAGGCCCGGUGGUCCCAGGGCCUCCUGGUCCCUUCGUGCCAUUGCCAGGGGUGCCUUCUGGCCUGGAAUUCCUAGUGCAGAUUGAUCAAAUCUUGAUUCAUCAGAAGGCUGAGCGAGUGGAAACGUUCCUAGGCUGGGAGACCUGUAAUAGGUAUGAACUUCGCUCCGGGACCGGACAGCAACUGGGUCAGGCAGCUGAGGAGAGCAACUGCUGUGCCCGGCUGUGCUGUGGUGCCCGCCGGCCGCUUCGUAUCCGCCUAGCGGACCCCGGGGACCGCGAGGUGCUCCGCCUCCUCCGCCCACUUCACUGCGGCUGCAGCUGCUGUCCUUGUGGUCUUCAGGAGAUGGAAGUCCAGGCCCCACCUGGCACCACCAUUGGCCAUGUGCUACAGACCUGGCACCCCUUCAUUCCCAAGUUUUCCAUCCUGGAUGCAGAUCGCCAACCUGUUCUACGAGUCGUAGGGCCUUGCUGCACUUGUGGCUGUGGGACGGACACCAACUUUGAGGUGAAGACAAAGGAUGAAUCUCGAAGUGUGGGCCGCAUCAGCAAGCAGUGGGGAGGGCUGCUCCGAGAAGCCCUCACAGAUGCGGAUGACUUUGGCCUCCAGUUCCCAGUAGAUCUAGAUGUGAGAGUGAAGGCGGUGCUGCUGGGAGCCACGUUCCUCAUUGAUUAUAUGUUCUUCGAGAAGCGAGGAGGUGCUGGACCCUCUGCCAUCACCAGUUAGAAGCCACCUCAGGAUGAGGAGACCAUCAGCUGAACCAGAGUUUAAGAUGGUCACCUGCCCUGGACUUUCCCUCCUGAAGCAAAGCCUUCCUUGGCAUACACUGCAGUGGACCCACAAGGGUGACUGAGUGGUUGGGAGCCAUUGUGUCCCAUCCCUUCCCUCCUUCACCUGUGGCCCUGCAGAGGAGCAUGUAUGAGACCCAUUCUUCCUUGUGUUUACCAUCUCCCAGCAGUCCCUAUGCACACAUUAGCUUUUAAAUUUCCUUGCCCACUCCUUCCAGCCUUCCUCCAGGGCCUCUGCACAGGAGGGGGCCUCUGGAAUCCAGGACUCAAGUUUUACAGCAGGGCUUGUGGGUAAAAGGCAAGCGGCACCAAAGAUGGCAGAUACCACCCUUACCUUCUAGCACUUUAGCCAAUUAGUUUAGCUUCAGACGGUGGCACUCUGAGGGGAUCCCUGCCUCCCCACUAAUAGCUGUAGGGUUGGGACCCAGUGCCAACCCCUAACCCCUGGGCCCUGCUGGUGCUUUCUGCAGCUUCCUGUGCCUUAUUUAACUGUCAACCCCUUCCUUCCCCUACUGUAGGAAGGAGGCUGUGUCUUUGUAUGUUGUACUCAUAUAAACUUUGCAACUUUU